Molecule: messenger RNA, 2833 nt
Organism: Rhea pennata
Lineage: Eukaryota; Metazoa; Chordata; Aves; Rheiformes; Rheidae
Gene: AKAP8
Product: A-kinase anchoring protein 8
Exons: 16
Coding region: 113-2638 (841 amino acids)
Cellular component (GO): nucleus; nuclear matrix
Molecular function (GO): DNA binding; protein kinase A regulatory subunit binding
Source: RefSeq, a predicted model, not a curated record
UGGGCGGAUCCCCGCCGGCGGGUGGUCCCAAUGGGCGGUGGGCCCCGCGCGGCUGCGCACUGAGCGCCCGGGCGUGCAGUGCGGCGCCGUCGGCCGGAGGUGGAGGGGAGACAUGGAUCAGGGAUACGGCGGUUAUGGCACCUGGAGUACUGGGACCACCAAUACUCAAGGUACAUACGCGACAAAUGCGACAAGCUGGCAAGGCAUCGCGGCCAAGGAGAAUUAUGAGGGAUCUUCAUGGCACACUUGGCAGUCACUUUACGAGAGCCCUAGGAGUGACAUAGCAAAGGGUAUGCCAGGCUAUGAAGGCUAUGACUAUUACAAUACCCAAACCACUGCUGCUAACACAGCAGCCACGUACAACUAUGGUGCAGCAGCUGCUGCCACCUCCAGUUCUUGGGAAACUCCCAAAACUUCCGAUAUGAGCAUGAACACCGAUGUCAACACCAGCAUGCCCGUCGCGUCGUACAGCACCGAAACUGGGACGAACGAGAACUCGGAUUCCAUCAUAGCCAAAAUUAACCAGCGUUUAGAUAUGCUAUCAAAGGAGGGCAGUGGUGGAACAGGCGAAGGCAUGGAAGACCAGGAGAGCUCUUUCAGGUUUGAGUCUUUCGAAUCGUAUGACUCGAGGUCUUCAAUGAACGACCGUGACAUGUACAGAUCUGGCUACGAUUACGGGGAAGUGGGAACCGAUCGGAACGAUUCCUUUGGGAGCCAGUUCGACAACCGCAGGGAUCAGUCGCGCAACCGAGGAAACAACUACGGCCUCAUCCGAGGAAGGGGGCAAAACCGCGUUCAGAAUCGGGGGCGUCUCAACACUUUCAAUCGCAGUGACCACUUCAUGCCCUCCUCCAGUACGGAGCGCCUGUCGGCUCGCUGGAAUGAGUUGAACUACAUGGGUGGGCGCGGGAUGGGCGGGCCUGGUCCCAACAGGCUCCCUUCUCUCUUCUCCCAAGCCCUUGUCCCUGACUACGGCGACUAUGGAGACUAUGGAGAUUACGGUGAUUACGGCGACUAUGGAGACUACGGCGAUUAUGGUGACUACGGCGACUAUGGGGACUAUGGAGACUAUGACUAUGGCAUGAUGGGCGUAUCGGGCAUGGGAAUGGGACGGUACGGUAACAUGCCGUACGGAAUGGGGCGGCAACGAAACAGAGACAGAGUGAGUACGGUGCCGUGGCACCUGAACACCCUCACGCCGAAAAGGAGAGGUUUCCGCAACCGUUCAGGAGGACGAUCAGAUAGCGAAGGAGGUCGCAAGCGAAAACAGUCCCAAAGCGGAGAUGAGCCAGACAGCAAACAGGCAAAGACUGACAGUGAAGGAGAUGACACUGAAAAUGCAGAUGAGGGCGAAGGAGAAGAAAAAUCGGGAGAUGAAGCUGACAAAGGUGAGAAUGGGAGUUGUGGCGAUUUGGCAAAGGAAGCAUCUGGAGAUGGCUGUGACGAUGAUGAUGAGGAGGUGAAAAAGAAGAGGGAGAAGCAGCGGAGAAGAGAUAGGAUGCGUGAUCGGGCAAUGGACAGAAUCCAAUUUGCCUGUUCUGUGUGCAAGUUCCGCAGUUUUGAGGAAGAGGAAAUCCAGAAACAUCUACAAAGCAAGUUUCACAAAGAGACCUUGCGAUACAUAGGUACCAAACUUCCAGACAAAACCGUUGAGUUUCUGCAGGAGUACAUCGUCAACAGGAAUAAGAAAAUCGAGAAGCGACGUCAGGAACUGACGGAGAAAGAGGGAACAAAACAGAAGCCGGAUCCGUUUAAGGGUAUUGGCCAGGAACAUUUCUUCAAGAAGAUCGAGGCAGCUCACUGUAUGGCUUGUGACAUGUUAAUUCCUGCACAGAACCACCUUCUCCAGAGGCAUCUGCGAUCUGUAGAUCACAACCGAAACCGCAGAAUGGCUGCGGAGCAGUUCAAGAAGACCAGCUUACAUGUCGCCAAGAGCGUCCUCAAUAACAAACACAUCGUCAAGAUGCUGGAGAAGUACCUCAAGGGUGAAGAUCCCUUUACGGAUGAAAUCACCGACCAGGAUGUGGAUGAAGCGGAGGCCUUGGAAGGUGGAGAUGGCGGCGGGGAAGGCGCAAGCGAAACCGCUACCGCAGAGACCGCCCAGGCGGAGGAAGGAGGAGCAGGGGACGCGGGCGACGCUGCGGACGUGGCUAAAGCGGGAGAAGAAACCGAAGGCGCUUCGGGAGAGUUGUCUAAAACCGAGGAGUUUCUUAAACACGUAGGGGAGCAAGAUCGCCCGAAACAGCUGCUGAUGCCCCCUUUCCUGCAAGAUGAAGACCAAAUGGAAGCAGAGGAGGAAGCAGAGGAGGAAGCAGAGGAUGCGACGGCCGUAGCCGCUUCGGAAGCGGAAGCAGAGGCGCCCUCGGAAGCAGCCGUUGAGGCAAGCCCGGAGGAGCUGCCUUCGCUUUCAGAAACUCCCCAGGAGCCAGCAGCUUCCACAGAAAGCAAAACUGAUGCCUGGGCAGCCAAAGAGAAAGAGGAGGAGGAGAAGGAGGAGGAAAAAGAGGAGGAGGAGGAGGAGGAGGAGGAAGAAGCCGCGAGCAAGGCAGCGCCAGCUGGAUGCAGUGAGCAGGAGGAGGAGGAGGAAGAGGAGGAGGAGGAGGAUCCACCAGCAGCUGCUGAGCCGCAGCAAGAAUAACUCUGUGAAUGUUUGUGUGAAGGUUGAAGACUGCAGGAAGCUGUACAUUCCCUGAGAAACACUUGAGCUGCCUCACCACCUUUUUUGAAUUUUAGAAUUGGAAAGCUGGGGUUUGCAAAAUAAAGCCGUGAUUAGAGCCGACAGCUGUUUGGUUUUUAAGCACAGCAAUAAAGCUGUAUGAUUUCUUGUGUGACA